GACAAGAAGCCUGUUCUUUCCGAUGCCGGCCGCGUGCUCCCAAGUGCACACCGAUGGGCGUCGCAAAUCGCCGACGAUCUGGCUGCGCUGGCAGACAUCACUGGCUCCGAAGACAUAGCCGACGCUGUGCAGUACCCGCUCCGGCUGUUCACGGACAGCGGGAUCAGGGAUGCGUUCAUUUUGGCGGAU
This is a messenger RNA of Prorocentrum cordatum, 189 nucleotides long. The record is from the annotation of a GenBank genome assembly. NCBI's taxonomy places the organism in Eukaryota, Dinophyceae, Prorocentrales, Prorocentraceae.